Molecule: messenger RNA, 5203 nt
Organism: Sorex araneus (European shrew)
Lineage: Eukaryota; Metazoa; Chordata; Mammalia; Eulipotyphla; Soricidae
Gene: TAF2
Product: TATA-box binding protein associated factor 2
Exons: 26
Coding region: 239-3838 (1199 amino acids)
Biological process (GO): transcription initiation at RNA polymerase II promoter
Cellular component (GO): transcription factor TFIID complex
Molecular function (GO): chromatin binding; RNA polymerase II general transcription initiation factor activity; transcription cis-regulatory region binding
Source: RefSeq, a predicted model, not a curated record
GAUGUCGGCCGACGGUUUCGUUGAUCAGUUGCAGAGCGGAGCAUCCCCACAGUAGGAGCCAGGCGGAGGCGGCUCAGGGGCACCAAAACCCCGAACGAGUUUGGGACGAAGGCGGCGGCGGCGGCGGCGGAUCGGGCGGGUCGCCGAGAGCCGGGGGGCCCGGGGGCGGCGCGGAGAGAGGUGCCGGGACCGGGCAUGGUCCUGGGAACCCCGAAGCCCAGCCCCGCCGCAGCGCUUCAUGCCGCCGACGGGGAGUGAGCCGGCCAGAAUGAACAGGAAGAAGGGAGACAAGGGCUUCGAAAGCCCCCGGCCGUAUAAAUUAACCCACCAGGUCGUGUGCAUCAACAACAUCAACUUCCAGAGGAAAUCUGUGGUGGGAUUUGUGGAACUGACAAUAUUUCCUACAGUUGCAAACUUGAAUAGAAUCAAGUUGAACAGCAAACAGUGUAGAAUAUACCGAGUAAGGAUCAAUGAUUUAGAAGCUGCCUUUAUUUACAAUGAUCCAACCUUGGAAGUUUGUCACAAUGAAUCAAAACAGAGAAACCUUAAUUAUUUCUCCAAUGCGUAUGCUGCUGCGGUUAGUGCUGUGGAUCCUGAUGCAGGAAAUGGAGAACUUUGUAUUAAGGUUCCGUCGGAGUUAUGGAAACACGUUGAUGAAUUGAAGGUCCUAAAGAUACACAUCAAUUUUUCUCUGGAUCAGCCCAAAGGAGGCCUGCAUUUUGUGGUACCCAGUGUAGAGGGAAGUAUGGCGGAGAGAGGUGCUCAUGUUUUCUCUUGUGGGUAUCAAAAUUCUACAAGAUUUUGGUUCCCGUGUGUUGAUUCAUACUCUGAAUUAUGCACUUGGAAAUUAGAAUUUACAGUAGAUGCUGCAAUGGUGGCUGUUUCCAAUGGAGAUUUGGUGGAGACAGUAUAUACCCAUGAUAUGAGAAAGAAGACCUUCCAUUACAUGCUCACCAUUCCAACUGCAGCGUCAAAUAUCUCCUUGGCCAUUGGGCCUUUCGAAAUACUUGUAGAUCCAUAUAUGCAUGAAGUUACUCAUUUUUGUUUACCCCAACUUCUUCCAUUGCUGAAACACACGACAUCAUACCUUCAUGAAGUUUUUGAAUUCUAUGAAGAAAUUCUUACAUGUCGGUAUCCAUAUUCCUGUUUCAAGACUGUGUUCAUUGAUGAAGCUUAUGUUGAAGUGGCCGCUUAUGCUUCUAUGAGUAUUUUCAGCACGAAUCUCUUACACAGUGCCAUGAUUAUAGAUGAGACUCCUUUGACUAGAAGGUGUUUAGCGCAGUCCUUAGCCCAGCAGUUUUUUGGAUGUUUCAUAUCAAGAAUGUCUUGGUCUGAUGAAUGGGUUCUAAAGGGAAUUUCUGGCUAUAUUUAUGGACUCUGGAUGAAAAAAACGUUUGGUGUUAAUGAGUACCGCCAUUGGAUUAAAGAGGAAUUGGACAAAAUAGUGGCAUAUGAACUAAAAACCGGUGGAGUUUUACUGCAUCCUAUAUUUGGAGGAGGAAAAGAGAAGGAUAAUCCAGCAUCCCAUCUACACUUCUCAAUAAAGCAUCCACACACACUGUCCUGGGAAUACUACACGAUGUUUCAGUGUAAAGCUCACCUCGUGAUGAGGUUGAUUGAAAAUAGAAUCAGUAUGGAAUUUAUGCUACAAGUUUUCAAUAAACUGCUAAGUUUGGCUAGUACUGCGUCAUCUCAGAAGUUCCAGUCACAUAUGUGGAGUCAGAUGUUGGUUUCCACAUCUGGAUUCUUGAAAUCUAUCUCAAAUGUCUCUGGCAAAGACAUCCAACCUUUAAUAAAGCAAUGGGUAGACCAGAGUGGAGUGGUCAAGUUCUAUGGAAGUUUUGCAUUUAAUAGAAAACGAAAUGUCUUAGAAUUAGAAAUAAAACAAGAUUAUACAUCUCCUGGAACUCAAAAAUAUGUGGGACCACUUAAAGUGACUGUGCAGGAGUUAGAUGGAUCCUUCAAUCAUACAUUGCAAAUUGAAGAAAACAGCCUUAAACAUGAUAUACCCUGCCAUUCCAAAAGCAGAAGGAAUAAAAAGAAAAAAAUUCCGCUGAUGAAUGGAGAAGAAGUUGAUAUGGAUCUUUCUGCAAUGGAUGCUGAUUCUCCUUUGCUGUGGAUAAGGAUCGACCCCGACAUGUCGGUCCUGAGGAAGGUGGAGUUCGAGCAAGCCGACUUUAUGUGGCAGUAUCAGCUCCGCUACGAGAGGGACGUUGUCGCGCAGCAGGAGUCCAUCCUGGCUCUGGAGAAGUUCCCCACUCCCGCGUCCCGCCUGGCCCUCACUGACAUCCUGGAGCAGGAGCAGUGUUUCUACCGAGUGCGGAUGGCAGCUUGCUUCUGCCUCGCCAAGAUUGCAAAUUCAAUGGUGAGCACAUGGACUGGACCACCAGCUAUGAAGUCACUCUUCACUAGAAUGUUCUGUUGUAAAACUUGCCCAAACAUUGUGAAAACAAACAACUUUAUGAGCUUUCAGAGUUAUUUCUUACAGAAGACUAUGCCCGUUGCAAUGGCCUUAUUAAGAGAUGUUCACAACCUUUGUCCCAAGGAAGUCUUAACAUUCAUUCUAGACUUAAUCAAGUACAAUGACAACAGGAAAAAUAAGUUUUCAGAUAACUAUUACCGUGCAGAAAUGAUUGAUGCCCUUGCCAAUUCUGUUACGCCUGCAGUCAGUGUGAAUAAUGAAGUUCGAACGUUGGAUAACCUCAAUCCGGAUGUGCGGCUUAUACUUGAAGAAAUCACCAGGUUUUUGAAUAUGGAAAAACUUCUUCCAAGUUAUAGACACACCAUCACUGUCAGCUGUUUGAGAGCUAUCCGAGUGCUGCAGAAGAAUGGGCAUGUGCCAAGUGAUCCGGCUCUGUUCAAAUCCUACGCGGAGUACGGCCACUUCGUGGACAUCAGGAUCGCAGCUUUGGAGGCGGUUGUGGACUAUACGAAAGUGGACAGGAGUUACGAAGAACUACAGUGGCUGCUUACUAUGAUUCAGAAUGACCCUGUACCCUAUGUAAGGCAUAAAAUCCUGACUAUGUUGACUAAGAACCCACCGUUUAUUAAGAACAUGGAGUCUCCCUUGUGCAAUGAAGCCCUCGUGGAUCAGCUUUGGAAACUGAUGAAUUCUGGCACCUCACAUGACUGGAGAUUGCGUUGUGGCGCUGUGGAUCUCUACUUCACACUUUUCGGGCUCAGCCGACCAUCCUGCUUACCCUUGCCAGAGCUUGGGCUGGUUCUUAACCUAAAAGAGAAAAAAGCCGUCUUGAACCCGACCAUAAUUCCAGAGGCCAUUGCAGGCACCCAAGAAGCUGUGAUUAAUCCCAGCACUCACGCACAGCUAGUUGGAUUUCAGAACCCUUUUUCAAAUUCUCAAGACGAGGAGGAGAUUGACAUGGAUACUGUGCAUGAUAGUCAGGCAUUCAUCUCCCAUCAUUUGAAUAUGCUUGAAAGACCAUCAACUCCAGGGCUCUCUAAGUACCGGCCAGCUAGCGCCAGGCCUUCUCUCCUACCCCAGCACUUGCCGGGCGGUGACAGCACACCGACCACCAAACCCCCGUGGAAUAUGGAGCUUGCACGGAAAGGAACAGGGAAAGAACCGUCCCCGAUGGAGAUGAGCCUGCAUCCCGCAGCGGCAGCGCCGCUCUCCAUGUUCACGAAGGAAACGGCGUCCUCCAAACACAGCGACCACCACCACCACCAUCACCACGAGCACAAGAAGAAGAAGAAGAAGCACAAGCACAAGCAUAAGCACAAGCACAAGCACGACAGCAAAGAGAAAGACAAGGAGCCUUUCACCUUCUCCAGCCCCGCCAGCGGCAGGUCCAUCCGCUCUCCUUCUCUGUCAGACUGAGCGCCGCCCCCGGACCGUUUCCUCCGCAGCAGGGGCGCGUACAGAGUCGCCACGUGGAUUUCGUUCGCCACUUAGGUUCUGAGCAUCGAUGUGUUUGUAUGCAGUUGAGCGCUACUUUUUAAAUGUGUUUUAUACUUCUGAAUAAGCCCUUUCAUCCUGUUUUCCUCUUUUAAAAACCCGCCGCAGAUUUCUUUCCCUUCACGCUCGCACCACUGGUGGCCCCCCUGUGUCCUGCCAAAUCAGUGAUGGUCUCAAGCCUCUGGUGGAUGGUAGGGGCAAAGGUAUGUUUUCAGAUUGCAGCCACGUUCGAACCUGUUGUGAAACCACGCUUGCCAGUGAAAUGCGGCAUGAGGCUCUUUGGAACUACUGGCGAGCGAAAGUUCAGUUUCCUCUUGCACUGUUCUUUUUUGUUAACUAUAAACUUAACAUCAGAUUUUAUGAAUGAGAACACAUGGCCCCUUCUUUCACCCUAAAGCAUUGAAAUUUUCAGAAGCAGCUCUUUUAAAAAAGGGUUAACUGGUUUUUGAUAGCACAGUGAUUAUGAUGUUAGAAUGAACAGAAAUGUCAAAUCCGCGAUUGUUCUCAAAUCAAGAUGUUUAUGAGUUUUUCCAUUAAAUGUGAGGAUGUUCAUAUGUAGAAUAUAUUUUGCACACAUAAUGUGGACAGUAUACACUUGACGCAUUUAUACAACAGUGUAAUACCUUAAAAAGGUGGCUUUAAUACUGUUUAACUUGGACAUACGCAAUUCAGGCCGUGUGAAUAUACUAAAGAAGAUUUAAAAACAUGAAACAUUUUUGUUUCAUGCUUUAAUCUUUAUGUAUGUUUUAAUUUUUAUCUGUGGAUUUACUGUGUGCUCUAUUUGUUUAAAUGUUUUUCAUAUCUGUUUUUAUUAUUUUCCUUGUCAUUAAAAAGUUUGACAAGCUACUUUUUCCCAAAACAGGUGCUUCAAAGGGAUCCAAUAAUGCUGGACUUUUCUUGUCUCUUUCUUUUCUCUCUGCCCCCACUUCCAGUGACGUCAUUCUCCCUCCCCUGGUAGUAUCCUGCUCAGACAAGGUCCACAUAAGAUUAUCCAGGGGCAUUUGGUGCUGUUCAGAGCAAGAGCUGGUUUUAGGAGUUCCCUUUAAAAAGAAACCUUUAAGACCUUCCAGUGGGGACACUAUGAGUGCUUGUCUAGUGCUUAGGAAUGAUAUGAAAAGUGUUCCCAGGCUGGGGGGCUGCAUGGGGAAUCCUUGCAUCCGUUGCUGUGUUCUGGAACCCUGAGAAGAGGCACUGUUAGGUAAGGCUGGGUUACUCAGUUACAUUCUUGGAAGAAAAAAAACUUUUAGUUGCAUCUUACUUGUUUAAUAAAUAACUUUACAUUGGUUA